GACCAGGUAAGGCCGGCACCCCCCUCCCUCCUACUUUCCCAGUAGAUCUAGGAUUCGUGUUUGACCUUACGCGCUCGUGUUCUGGAUUCACGGAUGGUGUGAGAGAUUGGGGCUUUUUUUAUUGUUCUGGAUCUGGACGGAUGAAGUUGGCCGUCUGCUUGUUGUGUAGAGGCUUCCUGUAAGAAUUUUAGGAUUUCGUGCAGGCUGUGACGUGCUCUUGUGAUGGUUCAGGCCGAUCUUCGAGAUGCUUGUAGUGCUGUACUGGUUUCACCUCUGUACUCAGCUUGUUUUGUUUUGUUUUUUUUUUCUGGUAGCUUACCUUGACCCUCUGGGCGUUUAGAAAGUGCAUUUCUGAAACAUGAUUGAUAUAUUGUUCUGACACAGUAUGGUUAGUUAUGAAAUUGAUACAUGUUUUGCACUAUUUUGGGUAAUGUAGAUGGACAACAGGAACCUUGUUAGGAGAAAAUUAUUGAUGCUUAUUACCGCAGCAGCAGCAUAUGCAGCUUCAUGUAUGGUGGCUUUGUUUGUGAUGUCUAGAAUAUUAAGCAAUAAAAGGCAACGUAUUACUUAUGGGCCAAUGGAGGAGAGGGAUAAGUCUAGAAUUGAGUAUCUUAACACAAGGAUCUACAAGGAUGAUACAACAUGCACAAAAAUGAUAAGGCUUAAGAGAAUCUCAUUUUUCCAGUUGUGCCAAGUUUUGAGGGAACGCUCUCUGUUACGUGACACUAAACAUGUAUGCAUUGAGGAACAAGUUGCCAUGUUCUUGAAUACAGUUGGUCACAACCUACGAAAUAGGUUAGUUGGUACUAAUUUUAAUAGGUCAGGUGAAACAGUUAGUCGGUACUUUGGAUUAGUCCUCCAUGCCAUAGGUGAGCUACGCAAUGAUCUUAUUCGGCCACCUUCAUUGGAGACCCCAGCCAAAAUUGCAGGGAACCCAAGAUGGGAUCCAUACUUCAAGGAUUGUAUUGGUGCUAUUGAUGGAACACAUAUAAGAGCAUCUGUUAGUAAGUCUAUGGAAGCAGCCUUUCGUGGUAGAAAAUCAUUUUCUACCCAAAAUGUUAUGGCAGCGGUAGAUUUUGACUUGAAAUUCACAUAUGUGCUGGCUGGUUGGGAGGGGACAGCACAUGAUGCUGUGGUUUUAGCUGAUGCAAUAGAGCGUGAGAAUGGACUACGUGUCCCGGAAGGAAAAUUCUACCUAGUUGAUGCUGGAUAUGGAGCCAAACCUGGGUUCAUGCCACCAUUCCGUGCUGUACGGUAUCACUUGAAUGAGUGGGGAAACAACCCUGUACAAAAUGCUGAGGAGUUGUUCAAUCUUAGGCACUCUUCUCUACGGGUGACCAUAGAGCGUGCCUUUGGAUCACUCAAGAGGAGAUUCAAAAUUCUUGAUGAUGCAACCCCAUUCUUCCCCUUCCGCACUCAAGUUGAUAUUGUCCUAGCUUGUUGCAUCCUUCACAAUUGGGUUAUUUCUCAAGGAACAGACCGUUUCAUUCUACCAGAGAGCAAUUGGACACCUAACCCUCGAAGGAUAACAAGGCAGCUAGCAAAUGACCAUAGGUUUAUGGUUGACAAGAGGCAAUUGAUUGCUGAAGCAAUGUGGGCAGAUCGUCAAAAUCACUACGGACAUUAAUAAUGUGCUUUGUAUUGUACCAAUGAAGUAUUUUUUGUGUUGUUUAUUUUCUCGAAUUUAUGUAGCAGCUAUGAACCAUUGUGUUGUGCCUAGUGGGAACCAUUGUGAUGUUGUAAUAUGAAUCAUUUUACUGUUUAAUAGGAAUGCUUGUGCUGUUUUGAUAUGAAUCCUUGCUGAUUUAAUAUGAAUAAUUUUUCUAUAUUAUGAAUUCUUGUGUUUCUUUUGUAUGUUGUAGGAG
Setaria italica (foxtail millet) is the source of this 1865-nucleotide messenger RNA. RefSeq names its product protein ALP1-like. Lineage: Eukaryota; Viridiplantae; Streptophyta; Magnoliopsida; Poales; Poaceae. The record is from RefSeq and is a predicted model, not a curated record. Bases 437 to 1627 code for a protein of 396 amino acids. The transcript has 3 exons.